CAUCGCAGGCGACGGACUCGUCCCUCGAAAGUGUGCCAGGAGCGCGUGCGCGCGCCUUCAAGCAAGCAGUCGUAGCGUACGUUGUAGUGGAGGGCUGCACGUCGACAUCGCCGGUCAGGCGCUGGGUCAGCCGAGUCGGCGUGCUUCGAGCCUCCUCAGAUUUCCUCGACUCUAUUAUUAAGCGUGAAACUCCUUUCCCAGGCGCAGUUUCGCUUUCAUAUACACUCGCUCCCGCGGCUAGUUCCGGUUUAUUCGAAGCUUUUCCGAGAAUUGCGCGCGCAUCUGAGCGUCCAACACCUGCCUUAUCACGAGCUUCGCGUUCCUGACCCCCCCGUCAUUACCAUCCAGUGCUUUCAACAGGUGUGCAGUCUUUUUUUUUCUCUCUGUUCCUCUCUCGGUGAAACGCCAGAGAAUACUGGACGGCGCUGGUGGUUUUCGUCCGUGUGGUCUGGAGUUCGUCGACGGCUUCUGAUAUCACCGCAGCAGUCGGGUCUACUUUAUCUCGUUACGGAGCACAACACAAGGCGUCGUCGAAUGCCGAUGACGCUUCCAGGGUAACCACCUUGAGAGGAGAAAAGAAAAGAAGAGGAAAAAAAAAAGCACGCAGACUUCCCGUUUUUGUGGAAGACAGCGGGAACGCGCCGUACCCAGCAAGCGUGGAGUAGCCGGCGGCUGUUAUGCCGGCGAACUCGACGCUGUUAUGGCUUCGCAGUGCGGUGACGUUGAUACUGCUGUUGAUGUUGCUGCCGGAAUUGCCGUGGAUUAACACCGCCGUGCUGGCAGAGACGACGAGGGAGUCUGUGCCAGUGGUCAAGGGCGAGCGCGGCCAGGACACGUGGCUGCCGUGCGACGUGGACUCGGAGCACGACGACAGCCCCGCCAAGGUGCUGUGGUACGCGCCGGCGACGGCCGCCAACUCCAGCGGCGGCGAGCGCACGCCCUUCUACAUGGUGGAGGACACGCAGCGCCGGGGCAUCUGGAACGGACAGCACGCCAUCGGAGUCCACUGGGCUGGCCGGGCCUCCUUUUCGGUGUCCCGCUCGCCGGCCGCGCUGCGCCUCUCGCGCCUCGAGCUCUCCGACUCCGGCGCCUACCUGUGCACGGUGGCCUUCCACGGCGGGGCGCAGCGAAACUCCACCGUGCGACUCGUCGUGGGCGUGGCCCCCAGUGUGCCUAUCAUCAUGACGUCAGCAGGAACAGCGGUUGAAGGCACCAUAGGACCGUUCAUGGUUGGCGAGUCGCUGAGUCUCGUCUGCUUAGUGGAGAAAGGCGUGCCAGUACCCACGGUGACUUGGCGUCGUGACGGUGCCGAGCUGAUGCGUGAGACGGACCCCGGCUCACGCGACCUCGACGGCGUGGUACGCAGCUCCAUCGUCAUCGACACCUUGACGCGCGAUGACCUACUCAUGGAGCUGAGCUGCGAGACCAGCAACAUCAUUGGCGGACCCUUCGAGGCGUCCGUGCUCGUCGACCUGACGCUACCACCUGUAUCGGUCAAGAUACUUGGUACGCAUCGGACUUUUGAAGUCGACGUCUCUGCAGAGUUUCGCUGCGAAGUAGUGGGGUCGAGGCCUCCGCCAAAGGUGUCGUGGUGGCUGGACGAGCAGCGCCUGGAGCCGUUCCUGACCGAGGAGAAGGCCAACUCGACGACCACGUCGCUGCUGCUCGUGCUCACGGCUCGCGCAGACAAGGCGACGCUCACGUGCCGCGCGCUCAGCACUCGGCUGCUCGGGGAGGUGUGGGAGGACACGCUGCUGCUCAACGUCUACCACGCGCCCCACGCGAGCCUAUCGCUGGGCCAAGGGCUGCACCUGGAGCGCAUCCACGAAGGACAGGACGUGUACCUGGAGUGCGCCAUCCGGGCCAACCCGUGGAUCAGCGACGUGCUGUGGACGCUAGACGGCGAGCCGCUUGAAGACGUCGCCCUCACCGCCGCCAUGCAGAACGGCUCCUCCUCGGCGUCCGCGACCGUGCUGGCGGCAUCCGGAGGCCCGGGGUUCACCCCGCAGCCGCAGACGCACGUGCUCCUGCAGGAGCAGUACCUGGUGCUGCGCAACGUCACGUCCAAGUUCACCGGCAGCUACGCCUGUCACGUCCGCAGCGCGAGGGGCGAAGCUGUCAGCAACUCGCUCGACCUCCGUGUCCAGUAUGCACCACGCUGCAGGAAAGGGAUGCAGGAAGUGUUUCGGUACUCGACCUCUCGUGAGGAGCUCUCCAUCCCGUGCGAAAUGGAUGCUGACCCAGAAGACCUCACUUUCCACUGGAUUAUGAAGAACAACUCGGAGGUGCGAGACCUUUUGACAUUCACGACCAACGGUAGCCGGAGCGUGGCUCGAUACAAGCCGGCCGUCGCCACAGAGUUCGUGUCGCUCGUCUGCUGGGCCAACAACUCGGUGGGAUCGCAGAGGCAACCCUGCACCUACUUCGUCGAGCCACACGGUGCCCCGAAGGCGCUUUCCGGCUGCGAGGUGGUGAACCAGGCGAUGACGUGGUUCUUCGUGCGCUGCUCCGAGGACGACUCCGAGGACCGGCCCGUGGGCCAGGAGUGGUACCUGCUCGAGGUGUUCCACGCGGACACGGGCGCCCCACUGGGCAACGUGAGCGCCCGCGGCCGGCCCGUGUUCCACGUGGAUGACAUCCCGCCGGCCACCGAGUGCCUGGCCCUCGCGUACGCCGUGAACGAACGCGGAGGCCGCUCCGAGCCGGCGCGCGUCGUCGUGCAGGCGAUACCGCCGCCUUCCAAGCUGCUCACCAGCGGAGCCGUGCCGUCCGAAGCGAAGAACACGGAGCACCUGCUGGCGCUCACCGUCCUACUGCUGCUCCUAAGGCAGGCCUCGCUAUCGUGCACCUCUGGAUGUUCAUCCAAAUGCCACUACAGCUGCCUGGACAUCAGGUGAUCGCCAUCGGCCCGGAUAAGCGACGUCGCGAAGCGCCUCUAGUGAAAAGGAACCAAGCCAAGGAACAAAGAAGGAGCGAGCGCAUUGCCCAUCAUGACGACACCGCCAGCCACCGUUCGACGUCUAUCAAGCGUCGUUCGCUGAGCCCGUAUAGAGAGAUAGUAUAGGGAAACGGUGACACACACUGGCGAUGGUGACCCGUGCCUAGCGCAAGCCCGUGACCGGAACGCUCGACGCCGCCUCAGAACUGUGUUGCGUGUGCCUUAUACGUGGUUCGGAGGACGCCGCGCUGUGAUUGGUGCGGACCUGGCGGUGCGUGUGUGUGUACGCUGCUCCGUCAUCCCCGUUUUCCUCGCUCCUCUUUUUUUUUUCUCUCUAUUGCGAGUGCCCAGGGCGAGUGGAUGGAAGUGGCACCGUGGUGUUCGUAGCGGUAAUUGGAUGCGAUGUGCAGCGAAGCGGCGUGAAACAGAGGGCACCGCCUCAGGCUGCGGUGAGGCGGCGCCUGCGUUUCUCGGCAGAAAUAAUUGACGUUGAAAGUGGUUCUGUGCAGCCUUCGGCAAAUUUUUCUCCGUACGUCUACUGGUUGUACCCAGGUCUGACUGGACUUGUUGGCCAGCUAUAUACAGUCAGGAAUACAGCGCAAUCGCUGACAGUUCUGCCAUUCGUGCGCUGCGAGCCGGUUUGCACUUUGUACGAAGCCUUGCAGAGCUAAUCGUGUGUUCUAAAUGUUGAGUACUAAUCAACAUUUGAGCUUCAGCAAGGGCACUCGAGUUGCAUAAACAUGACUAGCUAGCAAAAAAGAAAAAAAUGUGCGCUAUUCAUUUGAAGCUUCGAUGUUUUCAGCUAACCUCGCGUGAAGGAGCACAAGCAGGCAAGAGCUCCCACGAACAGUUUCAGCGGACCACCUCCUCUUCUUAUUGAAGCAAUGACAUUUAUUUUUCCGAUAGAAAGCUGUUUUGAUUGUAGGAGGGGUGCAAAUUCAAUUAGGACAGCUCUUCACUGAGUUUAAAUUACCCCAACGUGUCUACAACAUAAAGCACGUUUCUGAACAUUUUACUUAGUUUUCGGCGCCAUCAUAGCGUGAUCGUAUAAUAAUAGAGACUAUAUUUUAAUGGAGCCAAAGCGACUCAAUGUAUAUAACACGCUAGAUGUAAAGUGUAUAAAUGAUGUUGCCUAACCAAACUGUCGUUAGAUCUCUCUAAUGGCGACGACAACGUGUGACUCUUCCCAUUUGAGGUAGAGUUUCAAGCGCAUGGGGAAUUCGUCUUAGUCAUACAAGGCAUUUUUAUCGAAAGCCGUGCCGUGACAUCUUCUUGAUAUUGACAGGAUAUGCAUAAAUCGAGUGUUAUCCUGUUGCCUCCAUUUGUUACAGCACUUGGGCAUUGAUACGAUCUCGAUCGGGUGAGGUGGGCCUUCGCCGCAAGAAUCGGGAAACAACGACGAAGCCGAGCAUCGUGAUGAGGAAAAAAAAAUUAGAAAAUAAUGUAUUCACUUCAUUGGUACAUGGUUGGGACUCUCAUCCGAGUCUGAUCGGUUCUGAUCAAACGCGGGGGCCAGGACGGCCUUAAAUAACCCCUCUUUCCUUCGUUGAGCGAAUCCACUAGCCAAUCGCAAAUGCCGAAUCGUUCACCCCCUCUGUCGCCCCUCACUGGUCGUCACCGUGAUGUUCGCGGUGCUCAUGUCUUCAACGAGCUGCUCGUGUACAUGGGGCACCUGUCUCCAACAUGUCACAAUAGGAGGCAACCACCGGUCGUCGAUGCUUUCCCCCGGCAGUUUUCGACAAGGACCCUUUCAUCAAUAAUUGGCCAUUUCGCGACGGUCAGGAGGGCAACGCUGCUGUCUCGAAGCCAAGUGAAUGAUGAGGCGUGAACAUCAACCGGGACAGCUGCUUGUUGCUGGUGGAGCAUCCCUCCAUCGCCAAGCAUGGUAGUCGACGGCUUCUUGGAAAACUUAGGUCGAUCAUAACAGCAUGUUGUAAACAUGUCUAAAAAACUGAACAAUCAAACAAUUGGACCAGCUCUAAGAAGCGACUGGAUGAACCGAAAAAAAAAAAGAAUUAGGCUGCGUGACCAACUAUCAAAAAAAGAGCGAGGGAGAAAGCAGUUCGAUAUAGCUGCAACUAGUUUUCCAAACAACUAAAUCAACGAGCCAGUGACCUAUAGCAGACGGCGACUCAAAUGUUGGAGUGUUUGUUCAGAAGUUAUCUAGUCUCAUUUGACCCCCUGCUUUGAUUCACAUGUUGAUUCACACAAGAAACAUGUUGAAACAGUGCCAGAAGAUGCGAGUUAAAUGCUUGUGUUUCCAUUCUCAUUUGUAUCCUUACGGGAACAAUACGGAAAUAUCAACGCUAGUCCUACUAUUUCGUGUUAUUCUUAUUAUUUAUAACCUAGCGAGGGCCGCCUCGCAGCGUACGCCUCGUCCGUGUGGAGCAACGGCGUCAAGCGCCCGAUAUCAUCGUCUCUCCGGUGUGAUCGAAAGUCUCUUAUACACUGAAGUGUGCGCGCUGGGUGUGUGUGAUAUCAGAGUCGUCUAGUGACGUGGUACAAGCUGCGUACGCGUGAGAGUGCUGUGCGGUGCUACUGCACAUGUGUAUCAGCGCGAAUGAAUGAAGAAAGAAAGAAGAUAAGCCAGGGCGAAAAGCAUGCACGAACCACAGAGGCAAAUGCUUGGACGCCAUUGUGUUCUUCGGGACCGUUAUCACCGGUUCGGUUGCAUUUUUUUUUUCUUAUUUUCGUUGCAUUGAAGAGUUUACCCUCCGUACGGGUACAUAAGCUGUUUCAUUCUUUAGAGCGUCCACCCUAUUCCCACCUCACAACAAGGUAUAACAGCGUGGCCAAUCGUCUCGUAAUUCCCUCCUUAAUCGUCUUUCCUUAUCGUUCAUGUCACAGCUGGGUGCUCUGUUUUGGGUUUAAAUACCCCUAUCUAGUCAAUCCACAGCGGUUCGAAAGAACUGCGCAUGGUUUAGUCAUUGACGCAUGCCACGAAUGCGUGUUUUUGUCACGCUUACGCACCGGCAACGAGACGCGCCCGCCAUAUUUGUUACUGCAUAAUAUGGAAAUUUAGCCAGCUGUUGAUGGUGCACGCAUAAACAAACAAAACAAGAAGCAGUGCGCUGAAUGCAACUUGCAUAAGGUUGCGUGCUCUGCUCGGAAAGGAAAACGAAAGCUUCCAGCGCGGAUCGAUAGUCUAGUCAAUAAAAUUAAUCUAUGCGCAUCCAUAAAACGGGGCUCCUCGGGAAUUCGGUCGGGGCACGGCGAAUAACUAAGGGGCGACGUGAAUAUCGAAGAACCGUAUGUUUUUUUUUUUUUUUUCGUUGUAGACGCGUUGAUAACAAACGAUCUGCUGUUUCGUGAACCGCGUAGUGGAGGAAGCAAAGAAGUAAUCUUUUGCGUUUAGCUUCUCACGGUGCUUGUUAUAUAUAUAUA
Messenger RNA from Dermacentor andersoni, 6322 nucleotides. RefSeq names its product hemicentin-2-like. The record is from RefSeq and is a predicted model, not a curated record. Lineage: Eukaryota; Metazoa; Arthropoda; Arachnida; Ixodida; Ixodidae.